This is a messenger RNA of Colias croceus (clouded yellow), 12492 nucleotides long. It is a transcript of the gene fry, whose product is annotated as protein furry. The coding region runs from base 271 to 9438 and encodes 3055 amino acids. The transcript is spliced from 60 exons. The record is from RefSeq and is a predicted model, not a curated record. Gene Ontology annotation, biological process: cell morphogenesis; neuron projection development. Lineage: Eukaryota; Metazoa; Arthropoda; Insecta; Lepidoptera; Pieridae. Gene Ontology annotation, cellular component: cell cortex; site of polarized growth.
UCAAAAGGGUCAAAAAAUAAAAAUCUAACUUGUCUGAAACAACUUGAGUCUGUGCGAUUGUGAAAUUACUCUGGUUUAGGAUUUUUGCUCUUUGUAGUAUUAUUUUAAGUAUUUAGAUCAAUAUGCUAAUAAUGGAUGUGUUUUUAGUGCAUUGUUCAAGCGGGAAAGUGUAGAUGCCAUGAUGCGUAAUUGGAUCACAUCAAGUAAUGCCAACAGAGCAUUAUUAAUAUAAAUUUUAAACAUAGUUUCAAACAUCAAUAAUCAUUCGAUAUGAUGACCUCCGAAGAAUCAGAUUCGUUAAGUACCGUUCCAUCUGAUGGCCAUCCAGAAGAUGUAUCAGCUUCAGGGACGGAGGAGGCGCCCUCGUCCAUGGUGUCCAGUGAGGCGGAGUCAGAGGGCAGCGUGCUAUCCGAACGGCAUGACGUAGUGGACGGUCACGCGAACGACACCACCGAGCUGGGCCAACAUUCGCAGGACAAGACCUUGACGCCGACUAUUGAUGUCCGGAACACCGGCAAUAUCAUAGCUUCGUAUAUUUCUAGCAGAGGAUCAAUGUUACCAUGGGGUCAGUACAAGGGGCCAACCCUGGCGCCCCCGGACUCGGACCUGAGGCCAGGCGAGUUCGUCAUGCGGCUGCUGUUCACGGAGUUCACGGUGCAGGCCGAGAGGAAGAUGGAGGCUGUUAUGGCUGAACCGUUGGAGAAGCCGCUAAACAAGACACUACAACGGGGCGAAGACCCCCAAUUGGACCAGAUAUUAUCCGCCUUCGGUACGGUCGCGGAACAUUGCCUGCCCUCCCUGUUGCGGGCGCUCUUCGGCUGGCUCGAACGGCAAAUGGCCGAUUCGCCGCAACUAAGCGAACAGGCGAAGAAACCGCAGCAAGAUCUGAGGAAUAAAAGCAUAAUCUACAUAGUAUCAGGCAGUGGUGCCGGUACAGAGCAAGUGGAGAGGAGCUGCGAAGAGUUGCACGCAGAGAGAAGAGAUCUAGCAGUAGAGUUUCUCUUUUGCUUGGCUCUUAUUGAAGUGUUGAAGCAAUUGCCUUUCCACCCGGGACAUGAAGACCUAGUGCAGUAUAUAGAAAAUGUCGCCUUCAAGAGAUUUAAUUACAAAGAGGGGCUACAAUCGAAUCCGAACGCAGCCAACGUGCACAUAAUAGCAGAUCUAUACGCAGAGGUUAUAGGCGUCCUCGCGCAAUCGCGUUUCGCAUCUGUGCGCAAACGCUUCACCGCUGAACUUAAGGAACUAAAGAGCCGGGAGCCAUCCCCGCACACAACACAGUCCAUCAUAUCGCUGCUAAUGGGAAUGAAGUUCUUCCGGGUCAAGAUGGUUCCCAUAGAGGAGUUUGAGGCCUCCUUCCAGUUUCUGACAGAGUGCGCUCAAUACUUCCUCGAAGUUAAGGAUAAAGAUAUACGACACGCUCUGGCUGGAUUGUUUGUGGAAAUAUUGGUGCCUGUGGCUGCGACGGUGAAAAACGAAGUAAACGUGCCGUGCCUCAAGAACUUCGUUGAAAUGCUGUACAGCCACACGCUGGACGCGAGCACCAAGUCGAAGCACCGGCUGGCGCUGUUCCCCCUCGUGACCUGUCUCCUCUGCGUCUCCCAGAAGCAGUUCUUCCUGGCCAACUGGCACUGCUUUCUGGCUAUGUGCCUGUCACAUUUGAAGAAUCGCGACCCGAAGAUGUGUAGAGUCGCGUUGGAAUCUCUAUACCGCCUCCUCUGGGUGUACAUGAUCAGGAUAAAGUGCGAGAGCAACUCAGCGACACAAUCUCGCCUACAGAGCAUCGUUAAUUCGCUCUUCCCAAAGGGGUCCAAGGGCGUAGUGCCACGUGACACGCCGCUGAACAUAUUCGUCAAAAUCAUACAAUUCAUCGCACAGGAGAGACUGGAUUUUGCCAUGCGUGAAAUAGUUUUCGACUUGCUCAUGGUGGGCCGACCUAUAAAGAUAAUAUUGACACCGGAGAGGAUGUCGAUCGGUCUGCGCGCGUUUCUCGUAGUGGCUGAUAGUCUACAGCAGAAGGAAGGAGAGCCGCCGAUGCCCAGGACUUCUGGGACUCUACCAUCUGGCAAUACAUUGCGAGUAAAGAAGACUUUCUUGAACAAAAUGUUGACGGAUGAAACUGCGCAGUCGAUUGGUAUGAGCGCAUACUUCCCAUAUGUGAGGAGGGUUUUGGUUGAGAUAUUGCGUGCGUUGGAUGCGCACUACGGGAGGCCUUUGAUGUUGACAAACACACAGAAUGUUACUAAAGAGCAAGAAAUCAAUACGGGAGAGAGGAAGCCGAGGAUUGACUUAUUCCGGACAUGCGUUGCUGCUAUACCGAGGUUAAUCCCAGAAGGUAUGAGUCCAAGUGAGCUGGUGGACCUCCUGUGCCGGCUCACGGUCCACAUGGAUGAAGAGCUUCGUGGCCUCUCCUUCCAAAGUCUCCAGACCCUCAUAGUGGACUUCCCGGAGUGGAGACAGGAUGUUCUGGCUGGAUUCACACAAUUCCUUGCUAAGGAAGUACAGGACACAUCGCCCCAACUAGUCGAGAACGGUCUUCGCAUGCUACUGCAGCUGAUCACCAGCUGGAAGAACGGGGAGCCAGCUCCAUCAGCACCACCCAAACUGGAACCUUUAGCGUCUGUGAUACGGGGCGCGGAAGCCCUGGGCCUGGUGAUGCUGUGCCAGUGCAAGGCGUAUCCGAGACGAUUGGCUGUUCAUAUCUUGAGAGAGAGCAAGUGCCUGCUCGAGCGUUUGCAGCUCACGGGCGAAGAGCCAGCACUGAUCGACGCAGCGGAUACACACGUGGCGCACUUCGCGGAGCGCUGCGCGGGGCUGCUGCCGCCCGCGGAGAAGCAGGCGCUGCUGGCGGCCGGGCAGCCGGACCUCGUGUGGCUGGUGGAGCGCACGCACCCCGUGUGGACCGCGGGCCUACAACAUGACGACACAUCAUCCAAAAACAGUUGGAGCGUCAGUUCGACCAAUGGCGCUGAUCCUUGGGAGGUGAUACUGUUUGGUCUUCUGGAAAAGAACCGCGUACCGGCGAAGUGUCCCACCACUGUGCUGCAAGCGUGGCCCAUACUACACGCCAGGAUUCACGCAUUGUACACUAUUAUUGAACCGGCGCCAGUAAACGACAACCGAGCGUCCCUACUCUCUCGGGGUCCAGCUUUACCCCGCAAACCGGAAAAGGAGAGAGACGGUUACAUGCAAGUGUGGAAGUAUUACCUGACUAUGGCCUACCUCGUGGUACCGGCUGUGCCCAGUCCCGUGGUGAGGUGUGCUAGCCCGGACUUGAGUCUCAGCACGGAGGGCGAGGGCUGGCUCGGCACUCAGCUGACCUCCUCGACGGAGAGCCUCAACGCGCCGGUCGGUUUCUUCACGCUGCCGUUGAGCUAUGCGCGCGCGCACAGGCACCACAAGCGGACGAGCUCGUCGCCGGACUCGCUGAGCGAGCGCAGCGGGGGCGAGGCGCGGGGCGCGCAGGCGACGCCGGGCUCGCUGCACAAGCUGGCGGUGCCGCUCGCGAGGUGCGAGGUGUCGGAGGUGCGGGACGCGGCCGUGGCGGCCUGCGGACACAUCAACCCGGAUGCGCUCAAAGAUCUAUUCGAAGAGCUAGUACCACUACUGCGCGAAGCAGUCGACCGCAAGCAAGAGAACAUGCGCCGGCGCAGACGCAGGGACGCGCUGCGGUUGCACCUCAACAAGAUGCUGCUGAUCAUUGCGCAGAGGAAGACUUUUGCUAUCAGUCCCUUUGCGCUAGAAGGCGGAGGUCUGCACCCCUCCCUCACAGAAUACCUGGAAGGUGUUCGCCAGAGCCUGGAGGUGGAAGCGGAGAAAGAUGCACCAGCUGCUCGGGAACAGAGGCUGACCUUCGCUGACUUCGUGACGGAGCUGAUCAAGAGCUUCCCGCUAGAAAUGUACGGCACGCUGGUGAAACGCGAGCUCUGCAAGUCUCUAUUCUCUCUAUUCGCGGGUUGGUGUGGUCCCCUGGGUAAACACCUCGGUACGCUGGUACCACAACCACCAGCACCUGAACUGGAUGAGCGGCUCAAUCUUGCUGCACUUAAGGCAAUGAGUGCGCUUGUGUGUUGUGGACCGUGCUUCGCGCCAAACGCGCUUGCUGAGGACGGCUCUCUGUACCCAUGGUUGAGCGAAAUGCUCUCCUCUACUAAUGACAAGAUAUAUCAACUGGCCCGAGAGACUAUAGUGCUCCUGCUCGACUGUAACCCGGACAUUGGGCCACUACUGGACUGGACAGUGGACAAGUGCUUCACGGGCCCGCCGCGAGUGGCCGACGGCUGCUUUAUGGCGCUAGCUACUAUAUUCAGUGCUCGCGAGUACCCGUGCGACCACUACACGGCGAUCAUCAACGUGACGCUCAUGUGCACGGGCUGCCCGCGCGCGCCGGUGCACGAGAGCGCGCUGCAGCUGCUGCAGCUGCUGGACAAGCGGUUCUUUGGCGCUGUCGGACCGCUGCCGAGCGAUGAUGAUGGAUCAGAGAAAGGCCGUGGCACCCUGGACGUGCUCCUCUGCACAACGUACUGCCGCUCGCAGUUGUACCUGUCCCGUCAACUAUCACAACUACACCCAGAACUUACCAUGCCGAUGUUCUCAGAGAUAACAGCCCGUUUCCAAACGGCUCGAACUGAGGUGCGCCAACUGCUGCUCCAGUACCUGCUGCCGUGGCUCGUCAAUAUCGAACUGCUCGACCCAAAUGUACCACCGGCAAAUCCAUUGUCCUAUAUACAGUCCAAUAUUUGCAAUCUAAACACACAUGUUGUCACUUGUUGCACGCAGUACUACGGCGCGGAGGGCGGGCGCGGCGCGAGGCGGGAGGGGCUCGGCUCCGUAGAGGCUACCGAGAUGGUGCUCAACAACCUGUUCUAUAUCACGGUGAAGUUUUCCGACCAACACCCGAAAGAAAUAGAGGAGCUGUGGUCGACGCUAUGCGCCUGCUGGCCGAACAACCUGAAGGUGAUCAUCCGAUACCUCAUCAUCGUAUCUGGAAUGGCGCCUAACGAACUAUUACCAUAUGCGAAACGAGUGGUUCUAUACCUGGCGCGGUCCCGUCCCGAGCGGCUCUUGGACGAGAUGAUGACGGAGCUGCAAACGGUGGAAACCCUCAACUGUCUGAUAGAGAGGACGGAGACCCCUCCGUUCUACCGCCUCACUUCUAUGCGGAAGGCCACUUCUGGGCAUAGUGAUCCGGGGACUGGAUCUCAGGACGCAACCGGGCGGACAUGCGACCUCGCUCCCGUGGAGAAGGGCACCAUUCACACCAAGCGGCACAGCGGCGAAGAUCCCGCCAAAGCAGCUAGUGUAAAAUCGGAAACGCCAGGGCGGGAUAAGCGAGCGUCAGCACCACCUUGCCCGACGCCGCCCGCUGAUGAAGAACCCACACCAUCCUCCGAUGGUGAUGCUACUCCGACGGGCAUAUGCCCCGAGGUGGGCAUCUGCCUCAGCGGUCCGGCAACGCCGCAAGAGCCCCGCGUGGACGCGCCGCAACCUCGCCCGCUGCCGAUGCCCGAGUAUGGAGGCUUCUUUGCUCUACUUACAGAGUACUUGCCGGACACUAGCCAGCCAGUAUCUGGAUUUCAUAGAUGCAACGUAGCGGUGAUGUUGCUAUGCGACGUGGUCCUGGACGGCGUCGAGCUCGACUGGUCCAUCCACGUGCCGCUGAUGCUGCACAUCGUCUUCCUUGGCAUGGAUCAUACCAGGUGGCUGGUACACCAGCACUGCCGGCAGCUGCUGCUCAACCUGCUCGUCGCUGUGGCCGCUCACCACGACCACCUCACCGUGGCUAGAGUACUUCUAGCUGCGAGAUCAGCUCACCUUGGCAUGCCACUACCACCACCGGCACUUCCCCUGACGCCGAGGAAUUUUACUGAACCGGACGCCGUGUUCGAUACGCACACGCAGUGCGCCCACUCGCCGCGGACGCACGUGCGCUCGCUGUCCUCCGACCCGCAAGUGACGCCUGAAGCGGAAGGAGACACCUACCCAUCGCUACCAGUGAUCGUAACGAACGAAGAGCCUAGAGAGCCAGGUACUGAGGAACAAGAUCGUGAAGCCGCUGAGCUUCCCGUGGCAGAUGCUAUCAAGAGUCUGGUGCACUUCCUAGCAAGUCGGCCUUCGCAUAUGCCGCUGUGGCAGUACGAGGAUAUUACGGCUAAAGUAUGGUCGCUACGCAGCUGUCAACAAAUGGCCGCCCUACUUAGUCACGUGUUACGCAUCUUCCGCGAGUCCCUACCGCACGCGCUGAUCUCGGAGCGCUGGGCGCAGACGGCGCUGCAGCUGGGCCUGUCGUGCCCUUCGCGCCACUACGCGGGCCGAUCGCUGCAGGUGUUUCGUUUCAUCGGCGUUGCGAUGACGGGCCGCAUGGUGUCCGACAUCCUGUCUCGGCUGGUGGAAACUGUCGCGGAACAAGGCGAAGACAUGCAAGGCUACGUCACGGAGCUACUUCUCACGUUGGAGGCAGCUGUGGACUCGCUGGAAUCGAACUUCAGACCGCUGGACUAUAUGCGGGAUAUAUUCAAGAGUACCCCCAAUUUGAACAACAAGGAGGGUCAGCAGCCGAACGGCAAUGUGUAUAGUGCUGGCAAGCGUUCGCCCGGCGUGUGCGUGGGCUGCGUGAACAACCACACGCGCAGCACGAGCUACUCGGUGUCGUACUGCGUGCGCAAGAGCAACGCGACCGCGUCCGGACACUCGGACAAGCAGUCGCACGAGAGUCGUACCCGACCGUGCAGUGAAGCGGCGAAGGGCGGGUGUUCGAACCUGUGCCGAUCUCGUUCGGCACAAUCGCUCAAACUGCUCGGUGAUUCUGCUACACAGCCGCUAUUCAUUGCAACUUCCUUCAAACGGCUGCCGGACGACAAGCUGACAAUACUAGCGACAGUAUUCUGGGUGGGCGCGUCCGUGCUCGAGUCGGACUACGAGCACGAGUUCCUAUUGGGCGUGCGGCUACUGGCGCGAGUGAUGGCUCGCUUGCCACUCGACCGGCCGGACGCGCGCGAGCGACUCGACCGCACGCAAGUGCACGCGCCGCACCCGCAGACUUCGCUACAUGCGCUAUUGUUGAAGGGUUGCACGCACCCGAACACAUACGAGCCGGUAGUAGGCGUGCUCGUGGACAUGAUCCCACUGCUGGAGCUACCAGUGAUCGACCCGACGCAAUCGCUAGCGUUCCCAAUGACAGUUGUUGCGUUGUUACCGUACAUGCUGCUGCACUAUGAAGAUGCGAACGAGCUGUGCGUGAGAGCCGCUUGUCAUAUUGCUCAGUUCACGGCGGAAAAGAGCAAGAAGCUAGAAAACCUCGGAACAGUGAUGACGCUGUACUCUCGGCGCACGUUCAGCAAGGAGAGCUUCCAGUGGACCAAGUGCGUGGUCAAGUACCUAUGGGACACGUACUCGCACCUCUCGCUGCAGAUGUUAGCCUUCCUCGUGGAAGUGCUAGAGAAGGGUGCUGCGAACCUCCAAUUGCCAGUGCUGUCGAUCCUGCACUGCAUGCUGUACUACGUGGAGCUGAACGCGCCGGCUGCUCAGCCGGUGAACGCUGACCUGCUGCGAGCUGUGGCCAAGUUCAUUGACCAAGAGGGCAACAACUACAAAGAAGCAAUGAAGAUCUUAAAACUGGUGGUGACAAGAUGCUCCACGCUGGUAGUGCCACCGCACUGGGAACACGCAGCCUCCGCUCUGGACCCACUUAUACACAAAAAGGAGUUACCAGGUCGCACUAUGGACUUCACGUUCGACCUUUCACAAACGCCUGUCAUCGGUCGCAAGUACCUACCAAAGGGUGGCAGCCAACCGCCUACCGGGCCAAGCUCGCUGUCUAAUGCGUCUUCUACUACCCCUGACAAAGGAUCCUCCACCGGCUCGGCGUCCACAGUAGUGGGCGCGGAAACAGCGCAGCCAGCGGCUGCAGCGCCGCACAGCGCCGCGUCGCCGCGCCGCUCGCUGUCGCUGUCGCCGGCCGACGCGCUCGCCAGCGGCUGGAAGCGCCCGUGGAUGUCGCAGAGUCGAGUCCGCGAAUGCCUCGUGAAUCUGUUGACGACGUGCGGCCAACGCGUGGGGCUGCCCAAGAGCCCGUCUGUGAUAUUCAGCCAAAGUUCUGAGCUUCUGGAGCGAGAGUCGUCGAUGGCGUCCUCACUAGAGGAGGUGUCUGGCACUCCGGGCAACGAGCCCUCCGGCGGAGCACCGCCCACUGAUCACUUUGGAGUCUUCAAGGAUUUCGACUUUUUGGAGUACGAGAGCGAAAGUAUUGAGGGGGAGAGCUCAGACAACUUCAACUGGGGUGUGCGUCGUCGCUUACCGAGUGAGGAGCGAGAAGAUGGAGUAGCGAGAGAGAGGAGUGCGCCCGCGCAUGAAUUGGCUGAACGGCACCAGCAUAGACCGGCUGGUCACGAAGACUCCUCCGAUGAAGAAGGUGCGUGGGAGGAAACGGGAGGCCGAGGGGAAGGUGAUGGCGCGCACGAGCUAGCGCUCCGCCCGCGGGCUCACUCGCUGUCCAGCGCGUCUAGUGGUGAACCAGACGGUGAGCGUGGUGACAUCACUCCUGUGCCGGGCGCUAUGCGCGACGCGUGGCGUUGCUCGGUGGCGGCGCUGUUACGUCACGCGACACAACUACCGCCCAUGACGCUCGUCCACCGCUUGCACACUGUGCUCAAGGAAGUGACAGCUAAGACGAUAUCCGUCUGCGGGUCCGGCACUAGCGCGGGCGGCGGUGAACUGGCGCUAGUACUGGAGCGACUAGCUGGCGAAGAGCCACCACUACUGUGGGCUGGGGCUGCUGCAGCUGACUGUGCGCGAGUACGAGACGCUGUGAGAUACGCGGCGCUCGAGAUCAAUGAACAUCUGGAGACGUACUUUGAUAGACGGGAACAUGCUUUGGAGACCCUGGAGGUAUCCCGCAGUGCCGAGGAGACCGGUCGCUGCCUGUACAAGCUGAUCUUCCAGCUGCUCCUUCUGCUGGAAACCAACAACAAAAUGGUGGUCGCCGUCUACCACGCGGCGCUUGAUAAUCGGGGUGUGGAGAUGAGCAGCGCGGUGGGCGUGGUGCGCGCGGCGCUGAGCGCGCACGCGGCGGACGCAUGGGCGGAGCACUCGCCCUCGCCCGCGCCGCACGACGACGCGCGCCUGCUGCACCUCAUGCAGCGCCAGAGGUGGGGUCGGCUCAGCCUCCCUUACAGUCCGGCUUUUCCACCGCCCCAGUAUCAAUGGGGCGCAGCCCUAGCGCUAGUACGCGAGCGCAACGCGGAGCGCAUCCUGGAGCGCGGGGAACUGCCGGAGGAUGACGUCACGAGCCUGUUACAUGUUUACUGCCGCGGGCUGGCGCAAGCGCACCCGGACAUGGUGGCAAUCACUCGGCCAGUCAACGAGCUGUCCCAGAACCUGUCCUUCAUGAUGGAGAGCCUCUACAAGGUGUCAGUGGCCCUGCAGCGGCAGGAGUUCGUGUGACGUCAGAGGAAAGCGCAGAACGACUAACGUAUAUGGGACUGGAUGAAAAGGAAUGAUGAAAUAAAUCGUCAGUAUAAGUGAAAUAGUGUAGCGUAUACAACGCUUUUAGAGGACAAUUCGUGAAUGAACAUUUUUUGAAAGUAUCAAUAGGAAAUCACCGUUUUGUUAAUGUUAAACUUUUGAUUGUUUUAAUCGGAAAUCAUAUGGAAUUGUAGUGUUACUGCAUAAACAACGCUUCUAGAGGAAAUUCUGUAACACACCGUUUUUUCGCAAUCAGUAUCAAUGUUUUAGAAUUUGACUCUAUUAUCAAUGUUAAAAUUGUCUUUGGUGAAAAAAAAUAACUACAUAUAACCUGCUAAUCAAAUUAUACUAAUUGUUAGAUUAUAUAUGCAAAUCUGGAUGUUGUUAUAACGAUUAAUAAUUUAUUAAUUGGACGAAAGGAAAAUUGCAUGUGCUUUUAAAAUAACUUGCUAUAGUAGACAUAAUAAUAAGACAUAUAAAACAACAAUUUAUGGUAGUUUUGAUCGAUGUUCUUGAUAUCCAUUUUAAAGUUACAUAUUGUCUUAAAUUUACCUUAAAACUAAAUAGUUUAAACAAUAUAUGUCUUUUAACAAUUUUCUUCAAUAUAUAAUAAAGUAGCGGUAUUGAAUGUUCCAAUAUGAAAAGCACAUACAUAAUUCUUACAAUUUACCAUAUUUCUAAUAUCUAUUAAGAAAUUUAAUGUUUUAAAAAUAUAUAAUCUUCCCAGUAGCCAAAUGUAAGUUUCCUAAUCAAAAUGCGUAAAGGACAUGUCAAUACUUCAAAAGUCCACAGUACAAAUACGAGUGAUAUGGAGCGAAACUAAAACGCAUUUUUUUUAAACUCAAGAACAUUACCACCAUAUAAGUGUUAACACACUUAGCACAUUAAACAGACACUUUCAACUUUAUAAAUCUCGAUGUACUCACAUUUAUGUAACAUAAUGUUUAGUUAUAUAAAAAUAACAAUAAUCAAUGUUAUAACAUAAUUAACAUUUGUAUUAGAUAAGAAACAUAUACGUUAGUUUAGGUCUGCCUUCGAUCUUGGAUGAUAUCUCAGUGCAGAAGAGCGUAAAGUAGGCACCUGCUUAUUAACGAAUAAAUAUUAUAAACAUACGCUUAUACGUAGGAUUCAGCCUAAGCCUAAGCGACGUUAGCACAAGCAUAUCGAUGAUAUAAACACUUUGUAUUUCACACGACGCUACUCGCUGCAUGACCCGGGCCAAUAAAAGAUCGAUUCAAAACAAUUUGCGAUCAUUUAUCAACACGGGUCAUACCGCCGCAGUAGUUCCGCUGUAAAUAGCUAUUAGACGCUUGUGAUUAAACUGUAUUAAAUGUUGCGCGACGCGUAUACUAUACAAAGAUGAUUACGUGACCAAAAGUAAAAUUUUAAUAGUUUAAAUUAUUUAUAUUGUAUGUACUGGUGAAAUUAUAAAUUAUUCUAUUGUGAUUUAAAUUUAAUGAUUUCGGAACUUUUAUGGAAAUUGAAUUUUGUGAUCGAGAGGUAUAUAUUAUGUUAAUGUUUAAAGUCUGAUUUAAUUUGCACCGACUCCAAAUAUUAGAUAGUUUCGACUCACUUGGCAUCUCGAGUGCGCAUCUCACAUCACAAGAAUGGCUUUAGAUAUAAAUUGUAACGUUAGAUAUGUAACAUAAAUCACAAUGAACAAACCUAUAUACGUUUAAAGUAACGAACACGAUGUCGUGGCGAAUUUAGUUAAUGAAUUGGUAACUAUAGUGGAUUGCAGCCGGAGCCGGGCGCCGGCGUAGUGUAGCUAGCUGUAAUACCUACACGCACGUAGUUGACAAGUAACUGAUCUCAGUACACUGCACGCAUUACUCAUCGGUGGUUCUCAUUACAAGCAGUAUUCCACAAAUAUUCGAUUUAUAGAUAAGGCUUUGCACAGUAUAUUUCUGUGCUUGAUGGAUAUCGAACAAAUAGUAGGAAUGUUUUUCUUGUAUUCAUGUUCGAGGUGCGAGCCCUUGCAAUUGUUUUAAAGGAAUUGAGAAAUGGACACUUAUUUGUUCGAUUCAUAUUAUUUCGGUUUAAUAUAUUGCCGAUAAUAAGUCAUAGGACAAUUAAUAACGAACAAAUAAUAAAUUGAGAACAAAUUCAAUGCAUAAAAAACUGAAUUCCUUUAAAAAAGUUGUAAAAAUAUCGCGAGUAAGUCUUUGUCACUUCUAAUUGUUCUAUCUUCUCUUACGAUGUACUCACAGAGGUCAGUUCGGCAAUGUAAGCGAUAAAAUUACUAACCAGCACGCCUCCCGUGCGUUAUUUCUCAACCAAAAUACUGUGUUUUUCUCUAUUCCUUCUAAAUUAAUUGGUAUUGGAUAAACAUCACACUUCGGUUAUCUCUGAAACUCUUUUGUAUACACUUCAUAUGAUUCACUUCUCUCUUCAACAAAGCAAUCUGUUAGAAUAAUUCCAACCAUAAUACUCGUUCUUUAAGUAAUAAUAUAGGUAAGCAAUAUUUAGUCAAAUGCAAGUAAUGUACCAAAAGUUGUGCAAACUCACGCUUUUUAUUUUCGAUUGUAAGAGAGCAUGUCGCGAGAUUAUUACGUUAAUUUCUAGUUAUACAUAAGACGCAGCCUGUGGACUGUGUCCCUUAGGCAACAGAUUGAACUUGUGUUAUAUUUUUGUAUGUUCAACUUAUUGCAAUGGAUAACAUUUUAUAUUGAAGCGCCACAAGCAUUCCUUGUUAUCUCUUGAUGUUUUCACUUAUACUUUUUGAUUUGAAAUCGAAUUGAAAAUUCAAUAAUUGUUUAAUAAUAAUCAAGCGACGAAACACUGCACUGCUCUUGAGCUAUCCUUUAGCUAUCGUUUACUCAUAUUCGUUUCAGUAUUUGAAUAGUCCGUAAUCCCAUGACAGCAAUAACGCAGUAUACAAAUUAAUUUAUCUUGAAUGGUUUUGUCUUUUCUUUAUGUAAUGAUCAAUAUUUAUUGUUAUUUUUGUUUGUAACGCGCCAAGCGUAUUUUAGUGAAAUUGUGAAUUAAUAGUACUAAUUACAUGUAUUUUAUUUAAUAAAUAUUUUCUUCUUA